CUGUUGUGUUUUUUUGCUUUUCGAACCAGGAAGAUGGAUUUGCUGUCGAACAAAUGGAUUAUUAAUUUGAUAGUUUGUUUGUUUUCCGUCGGUGUCAGCUGCAACUCAGUGGAAAAGAAGAUUUAUGUGCAUCUCAAUUACACAGUCCCUUGUGUGCGGCUGCUAAAUGCAACACAUCAAAUAGGCUGCCAGUCCUCUUUGUCAGGUGAUGUGGGUGUGCUUCAUGUGCUCCAGUCAGAGGAAAACCUGGACUGGGUCCUGAGUUCUGGUCCCAAUCCUCCUUAUAUGGUUAUUCUGGAGUCCUCGCUGUUUACCAGAUCCGUCGCGAUAAAGCUGAAGAACGGCUCCAACAGGGUGGCCGGCGUCGUGGUGGUGGCGCCGAGCACAAAUCCAGUUGAGGGCUUCUCUCCUCACACCUCCUGCCCCAACGAGAACUCAGGCGUUUAUUCAGAGAGCUACGACCCGGCGUUGGCCCACUGUAAAGAGACAGUUUGGAACCCUCUGGGAAACGGUUUGUCCUACGAGGAGUAUGACUUCCCCAUCUUCUCCCUGAAAGACGACAAUGACACCGCUGUCAUCCGACAGUGCUACCUUGAUCAUAACCACGCUGUGAACGGCAGCAGGCCUCAGUAUCCACUGUGCGCAAUGCAGCUCUACUCCCACAUGUCUGCCGUCACCGACACGGCCACCUGCAUGAGGAGAAAUGACAUCAACUUCAGCAUCAGCCCAGAGAUGGUGUGUGACCCGCUGGGUGACUUUAACGUUUGGGCCUCCACCAAGCCUCUGAACAACACCGAGAAGGGCCACAAGAUGGGGGAGAGUGUGGUCAUCGCAGCAGCCAGACUCGACAGCAGGUCCUUCUUCUUCGACGUCGCUCCGGGAGCAGAGAGUGCAUCUUCAGGCUUCAUCACCCUGCUGGCGGCUGCACACGCUCUGCGUAACGCCACCCAGGAGGCCCCACCCAACCGCACCAUCCUCUACACCUUCUUCCAAGGGGAAACUUUCGACUACAUCGGCAGUUCGAGGAUGGUGUACGACAUGGAGAAUAAUCAGUUCACUGUGGACCUGGACAAUGUUCACUCAGUGCUGGAGAUUGGACAGGUGGGACUCCGUGCCAACUCCAGACUCUGGCUUCACUCUGAUCCUGUUUCUAUGAGAAACAGCAGCGUCAAUGAAGAGGUGAGGAAGCUCAUCAACAACCUGCAGUCGGCUGCUACAAGUGUAGGCAUCCCAGUCGCAGAACCCGGUGUCUCUCAGGCGCUGCCUCCUGCGUCCUUCCAGCGCUUCCUGCGAGCUCGGCCGAUCCCCGGUGUUGUUAUCGAGAAUCACCAGUUUAACUUCACCAACAAAUACUAUGAGAGUAUGUAUGACAACGCAGAGUAUCUGAGCAUUUCUUACCCACCAAACCUGACGCCGGAGGAGCAGCUGGAGUUCGUCACUGAAACUGCAAAGGCUCUGACUGAAGUGGCGACGAUGGUGGCUCGAGCGCUCUACGUGCAGGCAGGAGGAGCAGAGAGUCAGAUGAACAGCAUAAACGCAGACCCUCAGAUAGUGAGCCAAAUGCUGUACGGUUUCCUUGUUCGGUCAAACAACACCUGGUUCCAGCAGCUGAUACCCUCCGACCUCGCGAGUCAUCUGAAUGACAGACCCACAAACUUCUACGUCGGCGUGAGUCAGCAGUCGAGUGAGCCGACUCUUCUGGUCCAGUACCUGCUGGCCAACCUGACCGGCAGCACCGUCAACGUCACCCAGGACAACUGCCAGAACCAGAGAGUGGACGAGAACGACAAGGAGAGCAAACAUACGUUCACCUACAUGUGGGUUCAAGGCGCAGCGCCUCCCAACAGCACAGAACGGGCGGGUUUCUGCGUUCGCUCCACGGUCCGUCUCUCCAGAGCAGUGUCCCCGGCCUUCGAGCUGCGAGAGUACACCUCCAAAGAUUACUCAACGUGGACAGAGUCCAGGUGGAAGAGCAUCAAAGGACGCAUAUUCCUGGUGGCCAGUCACGAACUAGAGAUGUUGACGCUCGGCGUGGGUUUCGGCGUGCUGCUAACGUCCCUCCUCCUAACAUACAUCAUCAGCUCGAAGGCCGACAUCCUGUUCAGCUCGGGGAGGGAGCCCACCAGCGCCACCUACUGAUCCACACGGACGGCGUCUCAGGCCCACGACCACUACUACUACUACUACUACUACUAUUACUACUACUACUUCUGUCCCAACCUGACGUUGACGGUUUCCUUUUAAAACACACCACGCGUAGGUACACAGACAGGUUAGACUCAUCCGCAGAGGGGAUUUUUCUUUUUUUUUAGACGACGACGACGACUCCGUGUUUAUGGACUCACUCAGGUGAGGCGUGACGUGAGGACUGGACUGGACUGGAUUUGGCCUGGAUGGAUCUGGACUCAUCAGGGCCAGAAAAUAAAACCACUGGUCAGGCACCAGCGGGCCCUGCCAGUGGAAAAAGAUGUUAAUAUUUCUUUUUGUUUUUUGUUUUUGUUUUUUUUCUUUUUAUUGUCAAAGAAUGUUUUGUUUACUGUGUCAUGGGAUAGGCACUAAACAUGGAGCAUUAUUUUGAGUGCGUGUAUGACUUUGAAUAUGUAAAUGUGACCGCGCGCGUGUGUGUGUGCGAUUCGGUGUGUACGAACAGUUGUGAGUGCGUGUGUGUGUGUGUGUGAACUUAGAGGAUUGCGAUGGUAUGUGCAAUACUGUAGCCGUCUUCUCUGUCGAUGUAGUUAACUUAUCAAUCAGUUCUAAUGAUAAGAAACCACUUUCUGAGUCAGUGAACAAGUAGUGAAAUUUAAAUUUUAAGGUUUUGCAAAAAUCUGGAAAUGUUUAGUGAAGUAUUUUGAUAAGCUCCUGGGACGUUAUCAAGAAAAAAAGUACAUACGUGUAUGUAGUUGUGGACCCACUGCAGUUUCACAUAUUGUGAUAUUUGAGUGGAGAAGAAUUUUUUCCAAGAGUCUGGCGUUGCUGACAAACACUUUAUUUUCUUCUCAGCUGCCAAAAAUCUUUCAAAAACCAGUCAGAAUAAUGUUAAGUUUGGAAUUGGAGGAGUUUUGACACUGAAAAGUGGCUGGUACUCUGGCUGUGCACUCUUUUUGGUUCGUACCUUUUCCCCCCCCCCACGAGGUUUUCUUUCAAUGAUGACUCCUUUAGAAUUGUGACGACACACAAGGUUUUAAUUCUGUUGUUGGGUGUUCAUUUAAUGGCUGGAAUCAAAGACCAGGUUUGAUGCCUUGAUGCAAGAAAUAAACAUUGCUUCUUUUCCAA
Stegastes partitus (bicolor damselfish) is the source of this 3273-nucleotide messenger RNA. It is a transcript of the gene ncstn, whose product is annotated as nicastrin. The coding region runs from base 34 to 2139 and encodes 701 amino acids. Gene Ontology annotation, biological process: Notch receptor processing; protein processing. Lineage: Eukaryota; Metazoa; Chordata; Actinopteri; Pomacentridae. Gene Ontology annotation, cellular component: plasma membrane. The transcript is spliced from 17 exons. The record is from RefSeq and is a predicted model, not a curated record.